GUCCUUGAUGAUGUGGACUCCGACUUGGAACCUCUGGCACAACGCAGAAGGCUUUUGGAUCCCAACUUCUCUCAGACAUCCCUUGCGCCAUCUCUGGCCUACUCGCCUUCUGUUGCUCCUGAUGCUGCAGAAUUGGAUUUAGAUGAGGCUCCACCACCUGAUGGGUCGCUUGGACUUGAACCCAAUCAGAAAGCUGAACUCCCAGCCUCGCCUCCACCUGCCGGGUCGCUUGGACUUAUGCCCGGUCAGGAUGCUGGAGUUCCCGCUGCUCCCCCUGGACUUGAGGAGACAGCAGCUCAACCUGGACUUGUUGAGCCUGGGGCCAUUGGACUUCCUUCCACUAUGGAUUCUGCAGCGGGCCAAGCCGGAGAACCCACCACUGAUGAGGACUUUGCAGCCCACAGAAGGCGUUUCCAACAACAGGAGACCAUCUCCUUUGGACCAUAUCGACGGCUACCAAAGAUCCCAACACCAUAUGAUCGACCUCCUGAAGAGCCACCUGAAGAAGCCAACAUGGCGUCCUUUGACAUUGAUGACCUAGAUGCGUCAAAGAAGAAGACUGCACAAGAGCGAGCUGAAAGCAGGAAUGAAUUUACCACACAACUUCCAUUUCACAACCACGAUCAUUCUCUACUCAACAACUCUACCAACCACAACGCAGUGAAAGUUGGAGCGAACGAGACGGAAGCCUUAGAGACCUUUGAAUCCAACGAGAUGUUUGACACCAACGAGGCUUCUGAGUUUGAGCAGCACUCACCGAAUGAGUACCAGCCUGAAGAGACCUUUGAGACUGCAGAGAACCAGUUCCCUGUUGAGGCCUACUCCAGCCAUGGCGGCGGCUCCGGCGUUUUGCGAUAUGUGUUUUUACUGACACUUUUCCGAACUGCCCGUGCUGCGAGCUUUGGUAGAACUGAUGUCUGCAGCAUCGACGAUGCACCACUGGAAUCAUCGGAUGCAGAUGACCUUUUGCAUUUCUUUGUUUUCGUGGCGACCGUCACUUGCAUGUUUGGUCUUUGGUUUUUCUGGACUGCACGGAAGCUGAAGGCAGAAGUUUUAUCCCUGAGGGAUGAGUACGCCCAGUGCCGUGAAGCAGAAGGACAUCUGAGGAACGAAACGUUCCAGCUCCGCGACCAAGUCAGAACACUGAAUGCUCGAGCCACCGAUUUGGGCUCACGCAAUGUGGAUCUGCAACUGCAACUCGACAGCGAUGAAGAGAUUCGUUUUCAACAGCGAUUGAAUGACCGACGGUCAAUUUGGACGGCGAUGGGUCUUUUAGACCGUGCCCUGGAUGAGACCAUAGGUGGGUGCUUCGAAGCCAACCAGAACGCUACGCUGCAAAAGACUUCGCGUGCUUUGCCUGCACUACUUUUUGGACAAGGACUUCGU
This is a messenger RNA of Cladocopium goreaui, 1386 nucleotides long. The record is from the annotation of a GenBank genome assembly. NCBI's taxonomy places the organism in Eukaryota, Dinophyceae, Suessiales, Symbiodiniaceae.